Molecule: messenger RNA, 536 nt
Organism: Sodiomyces alkalinus F11
Lineage: Eukaryota; Fungi; Ascomycota; Sordariomycetes; Glomerellales; Plectosphaerellaceae
Exons: 1
Coding region: 287-529 (80 amino acids)
Source: RefSeq, a predicted model, not a curated record
GCGGUGACGACCGAUCCGCCGGGCAAGGUUCAACUCCCGGGCCCUGGACCUGGAAUGCAUUGUGACCGGCUUGCGGAUGAUGAGGCCAUCGGACACGAGUUUUCGGAUGGUCUGGCGGGAGUUGGCAUUGCUGAUUUCGUUAACCUCGUUGGGGUCGAGCCAGAUUUUCCGCUCGCCGCAGCCGAUGACCGACGCGGCCAAGCGCUUCUGAGUUCGGAGGUUGACCCUGCAGUAGAAGGCAACAUGUCAGUCUGUGCGCCACUUGUCGAUGAAAAAAAAAAUCCAAAUGUGCGAAGCCCGGGCGUGUCUGUUGUGGAUGGCCGCUGGCGAAGUGCUGACAUUUCUCAGAUCGCAUUUCGAGGGUAACGUCCGAGAUCGAAUUCGACAGACCGAUUCAAGAGGGCUCGUCGAAUGGAACAUGCACUCGAAAAGGGACAAUAAUAACCUAGAGUCUUCAAGAGGAACCAGCACUUCAACUUACAUCUUGAAAGAUAACCUGAUCGAUGGUCGUUCCGGCUUUGCGAGUUGAUGGAAAG